Molecule: messenger RNA, 954 nt
Organism: Morus notabilis
Lineage: Eukaryota; Viridiplantae; Streptophyta; Magnoliopsida; Rosales; Moraceae
Product: thylakoid lumenal 15.0 kDa protein 2, chloroplastic
Exons: 6
Coding region: 16-696 (226 amino acids)
Source: RefSeq, a predicted model, not a curated record
CAAGACCAGAACAGAAUGAGUUAUCUACACUUGGGUUGUUCAUCACUAACCUUUCCAACAACCUUACGUUCUGCGAUUCUGAAGCAACCACUGAAUACUACUAAGUUUCCUCUCUGUUCAACCGAAAGACAAACAAAAUCAACAAAAUCCUUCUUUGCAGAUUUCAGAUCGAAAUCCUUGAAAUGGGCAUUCUCAGGGGCUCUCGCGCUCGGCAUUUCUCUUGCGGUUCUUCCAGGAUGUGUGGAGGCAAAAGUGGGUGUGAACAAGCCGGAAUUGCUUCCUAAGGAGUUUACUACUGUCAUUGACGUUGCCGGGUUCCUCUCUGAUGGCCAGGAGAAAAGACUUACCCAAGAGAUAGCUGAUAUUGAAAAGGAUACUGGAUUCAAGUUGAGAGUUUUGUCCCAGAAUUACCCUGAUACUCCAGGAUUGGCUAUAAGGGACUUUUGGCAAGUGGAUGAUAGAACUAUAGUCUUUGUUGCUGACCCCACAUUUGGAAAUAUACUGAAUUUCAAUGUUGGAGCUACAGUCGAUCUAGACAUUCCGCGUAGUUUUUGGAGUCGUUUGGCUGGCAAGUACGGAAAUAUCUUUUAUUGGAAAGAGAAGGGUGAAGAUGCAUCAAUUGAAGCUGCAGUCAUGGCAAUAUCUAGUUGCUUGAGAGAACCUGUGGGCCCAAGUAAUUGCUCUGAGGUAAAGUGACACCAAGACAACAAUGGAUGGCAAGCGAGAAAUCCUUACAUUUUCCUACCUGACAUAUAUUUUCAUGAAGAUGGGCAUGUGUGUAUAUAUAUAUAUAUAUGUAUAUUAUUUUCCGAAAUCUUGAGGAACAUUGCUUGUAUAUUACCAUUCUUCUGAGUCUGACUCGAGUCAGAUACAUCUGAUGUAAAUACAGACGUGAAAUGUGUUUGUCUAUUGACGGUUGUUUUGUUGAGAGAAGACUUUUCAUUUUCAGGGAUA